Molecule: messenger RNA, 1368 nt
Organism: Hordeum vulgare subsp. vulgare (domesticated barley)
Lineage: Eukaryota; Viridiplantae; Streptophyta; Magnoliopsida; Poales; Poaceae
Product: trimethylguanosine synthase-like
Exons: 4
Coding region: 127-1053 (308 amino acids)
Biological process (GO): 7-methylguanosine cap hypermethylation; 7-methylguanosine RNA capping
Cellular component (GO): nucleus
Molecular function (GO): RNA cap trimethylguanosine synthase activity
Source: RefSeq, a predicted model, not a curated record
CUUGGCCAAUCACUUCAUGGGAUUAGUGCAUCUCGUUCGUGCGAAAUAGCUGAACGAGUUCCGUCGGAAGGAGUUCCAUCUUCCUCGCACCAAACCUGCUAAGCACACGAGAAGACCAACGGAGAGAUGGCAAAGGCGAGUGCCACGCCGAAGGUAGCAGCUCGCCGGCGAGCCAAGGCCGUCAGGCCCCUGCCGAACAGGCCCCAUCGCUUCCUCCGCUUGGUCGCCGCCAUCCGAAAACUCACCCGCCGCCGCCCUCACCGCCGGGGCCUCGCCGCAGUCUCCCAGUCCUCGCCGCCGCCGCCCCCGACCUCCGACGAGCGGAAAUGCGCGAACCGACCUCCAAGCCCUUCGCCGCCGCCAGCGGAGGCGGAGCAGGCGCGUCACGAGGAGCGCACCGCGGAUGCCGCCGCCGCCGCAGCCGAGGCCGUCGCGGGCAAGUACUGGGCCCACCGGCACAGCCUCUUCUCGCUGUACGACCGCGGCGUGCGGAUGGACGCCGAGGGCUGGUACUCCGCCACCCCGGAGGCCAUCGCCGCCGCGCAGGCCGCCCGGGCCGCGCCCGCCGGCCUCGUCCUCGACGCCUUCGCCGGGGUCGGCGGCAACUCCAUCCAGUUCGCCGCCAGGGGCUGCUACGUGGUUUCGGUGGAGAUCGAUCCCCGCAAGGUGGAGCUGGCGAGGCACAACGCCAGGAUCUACGGCGUGGAGGACAGGAUCGAGUUCGUCGUCGGGGAUUUCUUCCACCUCGCGCCCUACUUGAAGGCAGAUUUGGUGUUCCUUUCACCGCCAUGGGGAGGGCCAUCAUACAAUCAAACACCAGUGUACACCCUCGAUAUGCUGAAGCCAAAAGACGGGCAUGCAAUAUUUCAAGCUGCUCAGAAUAUAGCUCCUAAUAUCAUCAUGUUCUUGCCACGGAAUGUGGACAUAGGCCAAGUGGAGGAACUUUCGUGGUUGUCUUCUCCUCCAUUAGAUUUUGAAGUAUACUACUCUUACUCCCCUCUUUUAAAUGGUUCCAUUUUCAUGGCUCCGAGCAUUUUACAACUGUUAUCCUAGGACGAGACCUUAAUAUUCAAGUUUUCUAUAGAGUGAAGAGAGCUACGUACAACACAGAUUCAAAGGAAUUACUGCUUACUUUGGGGAUGUGGCACGAUGAUCGAGUUCGUUAUCGAAGUUGAGAGCAAGGACCCAGUGAGGCGAAGUUCUUCCUAAGCUAUGCGUAAAAAAAAAGUUCUUCCUAAGCUACUUAUGUUUUUUUCCUUCUAAGUCAUAAGUUGGUGCAGAAGGAAUUAGUCUUGCAGAUGUGAUGCCCAUGUACAUAUCAACUGAAUUUUGACUAUUUCAAUUAAUAUAUGACCCGGUCAUAGCCAA